Molecule: messenger RNA, 3304 nt
Organism: Oncorhynchus keta (chum salmon)
Lineage: Eukaryota; Metazoa; Chordata; Actinopteri; Salmoniformes; Salmonidae
Product: serine/threonine-protein kinase/endoribonuclease IRE1-like
Biological process (GO): mRNA processing; intrinsic apoptotic signaling pathway in response to endoplasmic reticulum stress; protein phosphorylation
Cellular component (GO): IRE1-TRAF2-ASK1 complex
Molecular function (GO): protein serine/threonine kinase activity; RNA endonuclease activity; ATP binding
Source: RefSeq, a predicted model, not a curated record
AUUUAACUAUUUUGAUUUGAAUUUUUUUGGGACCAUUCCGUCGGUCCUGACCGCCUACCGACGAGAACCAAGGACACCCUCUCUAACUGACGUCACAGGAUCCGUUCCAACACGGAAACCGUAAUGGUGGGGGCUCGUCGUUUAGUCGGUACUGUUGUGAUGGUCUCUCCGGAUCUCUCAUCCUACUUCUAUCCACAACCUGUUAACACACGUUAAAUAAAACACGUCAAUCUUAAAGAAGACUUUAAAAACAAAAGUUCAACAAACGAAGCCCUGUCGCUGUGUAAAAACCAAAAUGGACGAUCGCUGGAGAAAAGUUGACAGAUAAUUCGACCUCUGUUCUUGUAAGUUUAAUUAACACGUUUCUUUGCGUUGAUCGAGAUUCCCGUUGGUAGAUCUACAACCAUGGGGAAGUUAACACGCUGUCUCCUCCUGCUGCUGUUGCUGCUGUCUUGGAAAGGAACCGACUUACAGGUGAAGUCAGUGAGUGUAACUCUACCAGAGUCUCUAUUGUUUGUGUCUACUCUGGAUGGGAGUCUACAUGCUGUCUCCAAGCAGUCUGGAGACAUCAAAUGGACCCUCAAAGAAGAUCCCAUCAUCCAGGUGCCUGUCUACCUUACUGAGCCAGGGUUUCUCCCUGACCCCAACGAUGGCAGUCUCUACGUCCUGGGAGGAAAACACAAGGAAGGACUGAUGAAACUGCCCUUCACCAUCCCAGAGCUGGUCCAGUCUGCUCCCUGUAGGAGUUCUGAUGGAGUCCUUUACACUGGUAAGAAGCAGGAUGUAUGGUUCGUGGUGGACCCCCAGACAGGAGAGAAACAGACCAGCCUCUCCACAUCAUCAUCUGACUCCAUUUGCCCCAAUGCACCACUGCUGUACAUAGGAAGAACAGAGUACAUGAUAACGAUGUAUGAUACGAAGACACAGGAGCUGAGGUGGAACGCAACAUACAACGACUACUCUGCCCCGCCGUACGAUGAGAAACACGACUACAAGAUGGCCCAUCUCGUCUCCAGUGGUGAUGGGUUGGUGGUGACCGUAGACAGAGAGUCAGGUGACGUCCUGUGGAUGCAAAACUAUGGGUCACCUGUGGUGGGGGUGUACCUGUACAGCCAGGACUCUCUGAGACACGCCCCUCACCUGUCAGUUGCCAUGGAGACGCUGCGUUACCUCACCUUCUCGUCCCACGACACACACACCAUGAAGUGGAGCUACCAGUUUGUCACGGAGCAGGCCAGCACACACACACAGCUGGUGCCCACUCUGUAUGUGGGGAAGCUGGAUUCUCAUCUGUACGCCUCCACCUCUCUGGUUCACGACGGAGUCUCUCUAGUGCCGCGGGGCUUGACACUGGCGCGUAUCGAGGGACCGGAGACCGAGGAGGUGACGGUUAGAGAGGAGGGAGAGUGUGAGAUCAUCCCGUCUACCGACGUACGGUACCCGCCAGGCUCCACCAACACACUGAACAACCAGUGGCUCCUCAUAGGACACCAUGAGACCCCACUGGUAGCCCACACCACCAUGUUGAGAGACUUCCCGGUAAACCUGCAGCGUUCCGGUGAUGCCGUUAUCCCGACCCGGUCUCAGAACAACCGCUAUACAGACCAUCCUUUCCAGUCAGUAGGUCAUGGUGGUGGAGGGGGCUCUGGUUCUCCUAGCGGCAGCAGAAGGACCCAAGCAGGAUCGAGAUCAGGGUUGUCCUCUAUCCUGCCCGACUAUAUAUACCAGGACCCUGUUACCGUGGUGAUCCUGUCUCUACUGCUGGGAGGAUGGCUUGCCUUCGCUACUCUGACUUAUCCACAGCAGAAGGACCAGAGGCAGCAGUUGGACGAAGCUCUGGAAUCCCGCCUCCAACACCUGCUAGACACGCCCUCUUCUGCAGACACACCUCCUUCUCCACCAGACACACCCCUUUCCUCAGGAACCCCCCUUCCUUCUGGAGCCCAGCCCCAGUCUGCAGACUCACAGCCGUCCUCUGUGGACCCUCGUCUCUCUGGCUCGCCCGGUAACAGUAGUGACGCUGUAGCCAGGAACGGAUCCCUGGUAACACGACACACGCACGAUGGAGGGAGAGAGGAGGUGGAGGUAGGGAAGAUCUCCUUCUGUCCAUCAGAGAUUCUGGGACAUGGAACAGAAGGAACCUUCGUCUUCCGGGGCCGUUUUGACGGCCGUCGCGUGGCUGUGAAGCGGAUCCUUCCAGAGUGUUUUGACGUUGCAGAGCGAGAGGUCCAGCUGCUCCGGGAAUCGGACGAACAUCCAAACGUCAUCAGAUACUACUGCACCGAGCGAGACAAACUGUUCACCUACAUCGCUAUAGAACUGUGUGCUGCUACGCUACAACAGUAUGUGGAAGAUCCGUCGUGCCACGCUGGUCUCAGCCCUGUCUCUGUACUACAACAGACCAUGUGUGGUCUCAGCCACCUCCACUCACUAAACAUAGUCCACAGGGAUCUGAAGCCUCGUAACAUCCUAUUGUCUCAGCCAGGGCCCCUGGGGCGGGUGAGAGCGCUGAUAUCAGACUUCGGCCUGUGUAAAAAGAUCCCUGAGGGAAGGACUAGUUUCUCUCUCCGCUCGGGGAUACCGGGGACAGAGGGGUGGAUCGCCCCGGAAGUACUGCUGGACACACCGGGACACAGCCCGACCCGUUGUGACCAGGCGGUGGAUGUGUUCUCGGCAGGCUGUGUGUUCUACUACGUGGUCAGUAGGGGGCAGCACCCGUUUGGUGACACGCUACGACGCCAAGCUAACAUCCUGACCGGGGAGUACUUCCUCACACACUUCCUGGAAGACGUGCAUGAUGACAUCAUAGCGCGGGACCUGAUAGAGCGAAUGAUCAACAGCGAUCCAGAGUCCCGCCCCUCCACUUCCUCUAUUCUUAAACACCCGUUCUUCUGGAGCCCUGAUAAGCAACUUCAGUUCUUCCAGGAUGUGAGUGACCGUAUAGAGAAGGAACCUACAGACAGCACCAUGGUGGUGAGGCUGGAGACGGCUGGCAGAGCUGUAGUACGAACCAACUGGAGAAUGCACAUCUCUGUUCCUCUGCAGACAGACCUGAGGAAGUUCAGGACGUAUAAAGGAAACUCAGUCAGAGACCUGCUCCGAGCCAUGAGAAAUAAGAAGCACCACUACCACGAGUUGCCAGCGGAGGUCCAGGAGACGUUAGGGGAGGUGCCUGAAGGCUUCGUUAGUUACUUCACCUCCCGGUUCCCGCGGUUACUGCUACACACACACACAGCGCUCAGCAGCUGUUCACACGAGAGACUUUUCCAACCCUACUACCUGCCCCCCACUGUUAAAUAACACA